This is a messenger RNA of Rosa chinensis, 2688 nucleotides long. Its product is annotated as silicon efflux transporter LSI2. The transcript has 4 exons. Gene Ontology annotation, biological process: transmembrane transport. The coding region runs from base 792 to 2426 and encodes 544 amino acids. The record is from RefSeq and is a predicted model, not a curated record. Lineage: Eukaryota; Viridiplantae; Streptophyta; Magnoliopsida; Rosales; Rosaceae. Gene Ontology annotation, cellular component: membrane.
UCCAAGACUAGAGAGGAUAAAAGCAAUCAGGGCGCUGAUAGUCCAUACCAAACCCUCACCUUCAGCCCACCGAUGAAGACGGAAUCAAAUUCGGCGGCCACCAGCGACGGUGUCUUCUCUAUGAAUCGAAAUUUCAGAACGGUCCCCUUCUCGACGCAGAUAUCGGGGCGGAGAGUUGGGGAUCCGGGUCCAAUUAGGGUUGGGCUUGGGUGAGACGGUGCUGUGGAGAGACUCAAGGAUGCAGCAGAGGGCGGAGGCGGGGAGGUCGGAAACGUUUUUGUCUGGUCAGUCAAUGUCAGAGAUGACAGAGAGAGUAGACUAAGAGCGAAAAGAGAGAAGACCAGUAGAGAGAGAGAGAAAAUAGAAAAAGUAAAGUCAGGCUUGCUACAGUCUUCUGGACCAUUGGAUCUAACAAUCACACAUGUCAUCAUCUCCUUCGAAGCUUAAAGCUUAGGUAGCUCAGCAGUGAACUUAGAUUAAGGAAGGAGAGAGGAUCCACUCUCCCUACUUUUAGGACCCAUAUUGUUGUGAAAAGCCUUUUCUCUUUUCUUUUUGUAAUUUCUAAGUUUCUCAUAUGUUGGAAAUGAUAAGAAACUCCACUCAGUAGAGUGAUCCUCAUUUGUUUAAUCGACCCCAAAAGAGAUUAGAGCCUAUAAAUCAUGGGAACCCAUCUAAUCCAAAAUCAUCAAGUGCUUGCUUUUGAUUUUUACAGCUGCAGAAGACAGGCUUGGAUUAACAGCUUAAGCUCUUCACCAUUAUUUGAGGGCCUUUGAGCUUCUUAAGUUGUAAACAUGGCAUUGGCUUCUUCUGUUAAAGUGGUUCUAGGCUCAAUUGCCUUUGCAACAUUCUGGAUAUUGGCGGUGUUUCCGGCUGUCCCUUUUCUGCCAAUUGGGAGGACUGCAGGGUCUCUUUUAGGAGCAAUGCUGAUGGUUCUGUUCCGAGUCCUAACUCCGGAUCAAGCCUACGCUGCAAUUGAUCUCCCAAUCCUUGGCCUUUUGUUUGGGACAAUGGUUGUGAGUAUCUAUCUUGAAAGAGCAGAUAUGUUCAAGUAUUUGGGCAAGUUGCUCUUGUGGAAAAGCAAAGGAGCAAAGGACUUGAUAUGUAGAGUCUGUUUGAUUUCUGCCAUUUCAAGUGCUCUUUUCACCAAUGACACCUCUUGUGUGGUUUUGACUGAGUUUGUACUAAAAGUUGCAAGACAACACAACUUACCGCCUCAUCCAUUCCUGCUUGCACUUGCCUCAAGUGCAAAUAUUGGGUCUGCAGCAACCCCAAUCGGCAAUCCUCAGAACCUGGUCAUAGCUGUUCAGAGUAAAAUUCCUUUUGGAAAGUUUGUUUUAGGAAUUUUGCCUGCAAUGCUUGUAGGAGUUUGUGUGAAUGCUUUGCUUCUUUUGUGUAUGUUCUGGAAGUUGUUGUCUAUCCAGAAGGAUGUGGAAGACGCAACUGGAGAGGUUGUCGGGGAGGAGGAUAUGAUUUCUCACCGGUUUUCACCAGCCACACUGUCACAUAGUGCAUCCUUCAACUCUCAGGAGCUGAACUCCAGACUAGAAGCCAAGAGUGGGCUAAGUUCUCCAGUUGUUGAGAACCUUAGGAACCGUGUGCCUUCAGCUGAGACUGAGAUCCAGAGGGUUUAUAGUGCUGGUGCUUUUGAGUCUGCAAGAAAUUCAAGUGCAUCAAAGAUUGAGGAGACAAAUGAUGUGGCUUCCCAGAAAAAGGAGGAACCAGUUGCUCUGAAAAUGACUAGAUCAAAGGAAAAACUUGGAGAUAAUUGUACUACUACAGAUCAGUCUAGGGAAGGAAAGGAAAAUUUGACCACAAAAUGGAGAAGGAUGUUUUGGAAAUCUGGCGUUUAUUUUGUUACGAUAGGAAUGUUGGUUGCGCUUCUUAUGGGCCUGAACAUGUCAUGGUGCGCAAUUACUGCUGCACUUGCUCUAGUUGUUCUUGAUUUCAAGGAUGCUUGGCCAAGCCUAGAAAAGGUAUCCUAUUCACUUUUAAUUUUCUUCUGUGGUAUGUUUAUAACUGUGGAUGGCUUCAACAAAACCGGCAUUCCAAGCACUCUUUGGGACUUCAUGGAGCCCCAUGCGAAAAUUGAUCAUGUUAGCGGAAUAGCAGCUCUUGCUGUUACCAUACUUGUACUAUCAAACGUGGCUUCAAACGUGCCAACUGUUCUCUUGCUUGGAGGACGAGUGGCAGCAUCCGCGGCUUUAAUAUCAGCAGCAGAUGAGAAGAAGGCAUGGCUGCUUCUAGCUUGGGUGAGUACCGUGGCCGGGAACCUCUCGCUAUUGGGAUCAGCAGCCAACUUGAUAGUAUGUGAGCAGGCUCGCCAAGCCCCACACCUUGCAUACAAUUUGUCAUUCUGGAGCCAUCUCAAAUUUGGGGUGCCCUCCACUAUUAUUGUCACUGCUAUUGGUUUGACACUGAUUAGAUGAUAUUGGUGGUAAUACAAUAAUGAUUCUGUGAAUUUUAUGCCCAAAGACGAAGAUCAAUGUCAGUUACACCGGAAAGUGAUGUGUUUCUUUGAAUGUGUAUAGUGUCUUCACUGUUUUGAUUCAGAGAAGUAAGUCAAAAUUAUGUAUAUGGAUUUCUGAACUCUGAAGGCAGGGAAAUGAUUUGGGCCUUCAACCCAAACUGAGAGAGGUGUACUUCACCUUAAGGUCACAUCAUUUGGAAACAAACAAAAUGCUAGCUUCA